AUGCCUCCAAACGCAAACAAGAAGGCACCCGCUGUCAAGAGAAAGUUCGUCAUCGACUGCAAGCAACCUGCCAAUGACAAGAUCUUCGAUACCAGCGCUUUCGAGAAGUUCCUCCAGGAGAACCUCAAGGUCGAUGGUUUGAAGAGUAACUUUGGUGAUAAGGUCCAUGUUACCAAGGAUGGUGAGAGCAUUAAGAUUGAGACUUCGGUUAACUCCGGUCAUUACCUUAAGUACUUGACCAAGAAGUUCCUCAAGAAGAACCAAUUGAGAGAUUGGCUUCGUGUGGUUUCUACCUCCAAGGGCGUCUACGAAUUGAGAUUCUUCAACGUUGUUGGUGAUGAUGCCGAGGAGGAUGAGGAAUAG
Messenger RNA from Sclerotinia borealis F-4128, 363 nucleotides. The record is from the annotation of a GenBank genome assembly. Lineage: Eukaryota; Fungi; Ascomycota; Leotiomycetes; Helotiales; Sclerotiniaceae.